Molecule: messenger RNA, 3399 nt
Organism: Frankliniella occidentalis (western flower thrips)
Lineage: Eukaryota; Metazoa; Arthropoda; Insecta; Thysanoptera; Thripidae
Exons: 7
Coding region: 1-3399 (1132 amino acids)
Source: RefSeq, a predicted model, not a curated record
AUGGCGAGGUUCAUCUAUUACAUAGAGCCGGGUACAGAAGGCUCCUCACAGACCAUAUCGAAGGGGAAGUUACCCGUUAGAUACAGGAAUGUUUUAAAACGUGAGAGAGAGCUGGCUGGAGUGAGUUCCAGAGCAGGACGGCAUCCUAAAACUCAAAACAACAACAAUCCUUAUGCAAAUGUAACCGGUGUGGUUCUCACACAAGAAAUUAAAGAUGCUUACCUGUGGCUAGAGACAAAUUCUAUUUUUGAUGACUGGCCUUUACUGAAAUUGAAGUGGCGUUUGUCUGCCCCAAAGAGACUUCAAGAGUUAUACCAUGACGAGGGUGAAGCCAUUGCUAAUUACGUUACUAAGUGGCCUGUACUGAAACACCCCUCAGGAUUUUCUCUUCUGGAGUUGGACUUCAACUGCAUCUACCCGGACAAGGAGCUUAGUCUUUUAACAAAUUGGGGUCUUUUUGUUGAAACUAUAAUUCAACUUGGGCAAGACGUGACAGACCCAGUGGCAAAGGAUUGCUAUGCUCUUGCACAAACUGUGACAAAUCCUGGAAGCAAGGGAGUCUUGGCCCUGAACAUUUUACCUGCACUCUGCCCACCAACCACCAAGGUCAAAGGAGUUGCUAAACGACGGCUACUUGUUUCAAACAGUCGAGCUGGGCUCUUGCUGCAUGUAACUGGCACUGCAGCUAUUGCCGAACAGCUCAAAGAGAGGAGAGAGAUCUUGUACGCAGAGAAUAAGAAGUCACAGCCCUUUCUGGUGGUAGUUGGACCAAAUUUGGCAAGCAUCAAGGAAUUUUAUGUUGACGUUUCUGGUAUUCUCUACCGAAUUAACUCUUUAGCUAAGGCUGUAGACGUUUGCUUUAAAGCAAUUAUUGCUUUGCAUGCUGAUUAUCCACCAGAAUCACAAAAACCUUGGAUGAUGAUUCAGCGGGUACUGUAUAACAUCACUGCUGAUUGGGAUUCUGAGGUUCCACAUGAGCUCAUAUCUUCCUAUAAUGCCUUAUGCCAGAACUAUUGUCGACAAUCACCACUUUGUGCUGGGAUCUUAUUUGACAGUCUACAAAAUUUCAUGAAGCAUUUACGUAGGAAACAUGGAGGUGACAUGGGUGGUGCUCCUUUAGAUGAGUUACAUGUUGCUAAUGAAAUUAAUCCAGCUCAGAUUCAGAUUGAACAGGAGUUAGAACAGGAGGUUGAGGCUGAAGUGAUUAAUGAUCCAGUUCACUUUGACACUUUUGCUAAAGCUGUGUAUGAUGCCAGUUUGAUGUUUACAGCUAAAUUGUACAGUAAGGACACCAUUCCAAGGUCUACUGUUCAAGAAGUUGUUAACUAUACUCAGGAUUUUUUAAGUGGAUUUGUUUCUCUUUUAAAGCAGAAAGUUUGUCACACUUUUUCUCAAUUAGAUGACCUUGAUGAACACAUUAUUCAGGAAGUUGAUGAAUUAAAGGCUUUCUUUCAAGUUCUGGAGAGCCCCUUUGAGGAGCUGGACACAGAAACAAAACGCAUUGCUUGCUUGGUUGAUGCCAAGGUUUUUGUUCCUCCAGAAAAAUAUUUUAUUGACAGCAGAGUAGCUCCUGUGCAAAGAAAAGGAAUUAUGUACAUGGAAAUGGUACCAGCAUAUGGACAGUUUGUAAGGUUGCGUUCAACAUUGAAAUUAUUUUUAGAACUUCCGGGUGUUUUUGAUAAAAUAAUGGAGAAUCUUACAAAUCUCACUAAUGACAAGGAAGUUAUUUCCAAUUUUGUACAGGGAGAGCUGUGGAAUAAACUAUCCGAACCUUAUGAAGCAGAGGGUAAAAUUGUUCUACCUUUGUUUGCUUUUAAUGAUGAUUAUGAAUCUAAUAAUGGAUUAGGUUCUCAUGCAGGGGACGACAAAGUAAGUGCUAUUUACUACAAAAUCCCUUGCAUGCCUAAGGAAUUUCUCUCUGUUUUAAGAUAUAUAUUUGUUGCGGCUUUGUUUUAUGCCAAUGAUAGGAAAGAUUAUGGAAACAGAAAAACUCUAGAGCCAUUAAUCCAGGAGUUAAAAUUUCUGGAAACAGAGGGAAUCCUUGUAAAUUUACCAGAGAGAACUGUGAGGGUGUAUUUUGUACUUGGACUAAUUUUAGGUGACAGUCUAGGACUUAACAUACUACUUGGCUUUGUUGCAUGUUUUGUGGCAAACCAUUCAUGUCGUACAUGUAGAAUUCAUAGAGAUGAUCUCCAUUUUCAGCUGGAGGAUAGUGAUCCACUGUUACGCAAUAGGGAAAAUUAUGCAGCUGACGUUGCUUUAGAUAAUUAUAAUCGCACUGGAGUGAAAGAGGAAUGUGUUUUUAAUGACCUGCAAUCCUUCCAUGUCACCCAAAAUGUUUGCGGGGACCUCUUACAUCAGUUUGAAGAAGGCGUAUGUGCCUAUUCUUUACCAUUGAUAUUGUAUUGGCUUAUUCGUAUUAGGCAGUAUUUAUCACAUGAUGUAUUUAUUGUAAGAGUUGGUGCGUUCCAGUUGGGUCCACAUGAAAGUGGCAACAAGCCCUCUCUCACGAAGUUGGGUGAAGACAAACUAACAGCAACAAAAUUUAAUUUGUCUGGUGCAGAAAGUCUUUGCCUAACAAGAUAUCUUGGAGAAAUGAUAGGUGACCUUAUUCCUGAAGAUGAGCCAGUAUGGGAAUAUUACCUUGUCUUACGUGAUUUGCUUGAUAUUUUGUAUGCCCCUAGCUUUCCCCGUGGUACUGAUGUUUUUCUCAGAAACAAAGUUCGAGAGCACCAUGAAUUGUACAUAGAAACAUUUAAUGAGCACCUAAAGCCUGUGCAUCAUGCACUUCUCCACUAUUGGAGAUAUGUUAAGGCUGUAGGGCCACUGGUGCAUACAUCUACAUCAAGGUAUGAAAGUAAAAAUAGAGAAGGCAAAAUAGCUGCCUACUCUACUGAGUCAAGAGUAAAUAUUAUUGUUACUCUCAUGAUUAAAAAUCAACUCAAAAUGUCUUAUCAGUUUCUUCUAAAAAAUCAUUUUGACUUAAACUUUGUAAGUGGUAAACGGUCUCACUGCCCUGCGAGAAUCGUUCCACACUUUGACGCGUUUUCUGUAAAUCUCAACAUUCUAGAAAAUGAAAGGGUUGCCUGUUUAAAGUUUGUUGAAUAUGGUGGUACAAAAUACUUUAUUGACAGUGUUGUAGUUUAUGGAAUCACAGAAGAUGCACCAAAAUUUGGUAAAAUUGAGUCCAUUUUAAUUCAUGGGAACUCUCAACUUACUUUUAUUUUGCAAGACUUCAAUGUUCUAGCAUUUAAUAAUCAUUUUUCGGCUUAUGAAGUCAUAGAAAAUGGUGAAAUUUUGUGUAGGCAUCCAGCCCAGCUCAGUAACCACCAGCCUCUUUGGCUGCGCUAUGGAAUAAGAAAUGGAGUAAAGUUUGUUUCCUUGCGCAAUGCAUUAUAA